Messenger RNA from Eurytemora carolleeae, 812 nucleotides. RefSeq lists its product as uncharacterized. Lineage: Eukaryota; Metazoa; Arthropoda; Copepoda; Calanoida; Temoridae. The record is from RefSeq and is a predicted model, not a curated record. The coding region runs from base 146 to 643 and encodes 165 amino acids. The transcript is spliced from 9 exons.
AAGGAAUGUUAUGUUUGUGGUGCACCAUUACAACACAGAAACCCUGAUUAUUCAUUAUAUUAGAAAGAUGAAUGGAAAAGAAACAGAAAAAUAGUAAUUGCACAGACAACGCAAAAUCAGAGAAAUGAAUCAUGAAUGAUCUCUGAUGAUCUCUAUGGGUUCUGGGUGCACAAAGCAAGAUGAUUCAGUAAACUUUGACGAGGAAGUUAAGGAUGACGAGGGAAACUUGGAUGAAAUUGAUAAAAAUAAUGGAAACAUGACAGGGGAGACAGAAUCUUUAUCUUCCAACUGUUCCAGUAGACCUCCAACUCCCUUUAGUAGACCAGUUACAGCGGCAAUAAUAGCAAGGCCAAAGACAACCACCAUUUACGAACAAGAGGUAAUGGGUGAAGAAGCUGGUGAUGAAGAUGAAGGUGUGGAAGAUGGUGAAGAUGUUAGAGAUGAAGAGGUUGAGGAGGAACCAAUCAACAUGAUAAAUAUUGAGGAACAACCGAUCCAUCAUCGAAGACAUCUGCUCAGAUCACAGAGCAGGGAUAAUUCUGAAAUGGAUCUACCACGAAGACAAUCAAGGCAUAUGUUGGGAGCAGGUGAUGAUGAAGAACUCCAAAAGUUUAAAGAGUACAUGUCCCAAAAAGGACUGUGAACAAAAACAGUAAAUAGUGUGAAGAAAAUGAAAGAACGAGAAUAAAGUCAAAUGGAGAUUUUUUUUUCUGAUCAAAUUCUGAAACUUAAACAUAUCUUCUAACUACAUGUAAAUGCAAUAUGGUGAAUUUAAAUGGAAAAUAAAAUAAAUUAAAUGCUUUUAUGUUAAA